This is a messenger RNA of Pteropus alecto (black flying fox), 973 nucleotides long. It is a transcript of the gene ANG, whose product is annotated as angiogenin. The transcript has 3 exons. The record is from RefSeq and is a predicted model, not a curated record. Lineage: Eukaryota; Metazoa; Chordata; Mammalia; Chiroptera; Pteropodidae. Gene Ontology annotation, molecular function: RNA nuclease activity; nucleic acid binding. Bases 360 to 800 code for a protein of 146 amino acids. Gene Ontology annotation, biological process: antimicrobial humoral immune response mediated by antimicrobial peptide; angiogenesis; defense response to Gram-positive bacterium.
GACGCGAGGGACCUCCUUCGAGAAACAGAGCGCGGUCCCAUCUACCAGGGGCUCGCCAGCCAACCUUCCUCACCUCGCUGCACCCCCAUCCCAUCCGUGUACACACACAAACGCUCGCUGACCCCACGCAGAUCCAAAGCAGAAAUCAAAACAUACCAGUUCCUCAUCGUCAUAGAAAGGAGGAAGAAGCGGGUGAGAAAUAAAAACGUCUCUUUUCACUGUCCUGCCCGUUUCUGCAGCUUUGUUUCUAGGCCCAGGUAUUUCUCCCGACCUGCGCUGGACACGGCAGGUGGCGCCUGAACAGGGACCUGAGUACGGGAAGACGGGAAGACGCGAAAGGGGAGCCUUUGUUGGAAGAGAUGGUGAUGGGCCUAGGACCCCUAUUAUUGGUCUUCAUGAUGGGUCUGGGUCUAACCCUGCCCACCCUGGCUCAAAAUAACUACAGGUACCAACACUUCCUGACCCAGCACCGUGAUGCCAAUCCAAGUGGCCGAGAUAAGAAAUACUGUGAAAGCAUGAUGGCGAAACGAGGCAUGACUACACCCUGCAAAGAUCGCAACACCUUUAUUCAUGCCACCAAAAAAGAAAUUAAGGCUGUCUGUGAAGAUAAGAAUGGAACACCUUACAAUGGAGCAUUCAGAAAAAGCAAGACUCCCUUCCAGGUCACCAUUUGCAAGCAUACGGGAGGAUCCCCCCGGCCUCCCUGCUAUUACAAAGCCACAUCAGGGUCCAGAGACAUUGUUCUUGCCUGUGAAAACGGCUGGCCUGUCCACUUUGAUGAGUCCUUCUACCGUCCAUAACUAGCAGGCCACCGGCCCAGAGUGGCUUUGCACUCUUUUCCUUGCAUUUCCCUCUGCAUACUCCGGAAGAGUGAUGGCGACAUUCAUUGCCAAGGGCACAGAAAAUGAGCUGCCUGGAUCUUUUGUUUUCUGUUUUACAAUAUGUUUAAUAAAUAAAAAUGCCUCUGAAAUUA